Molecule: messenger RNA, 1031 nt
Organism: Limulus polyphemus (Atlantic horseshoe crab)
Lineage: Eukaryota; Metazoa; Arthropoda; Merostomata; Xiphosura; Limulidae
Exons: 1
Coding region: 18-1013 (331 amino acids)
Cellular component (GO): membrane
Source: RefSeq, a predicted model, not a curated record
CGUUAUACAAGGUAUUCAUGAAUAGAGAAUCUGAAGGCGUGGUGUUGGCUGUUGUUGCCGCUCUAGCAAGUUCCAUAAAGGGAUAUAUUACAAGCUUAAUAGACUCGUUGACACCAACGGGAAUUGCCGCAUUACGCAGCAUAGGACAAAUGGUUUUUCUCCUCCCUUUACUGACAAUGAAGGAAAAUCCAAUAUGGUUUGAUCGUCUGACAAACAUGGAACUUUUUGCAUCAUCUUUGGUUGGAGGGAUUGGUACCUUGGGAUUUUACUACGGCUAUUAUUACCUACCGAUAGCAGAGGCGGCUGUCAUCUAUUAUAGUAUGCCACUCUACACAACUAUAAUUGGCUGUCUUGUAUUGAGGGAAAGGUGCAGUGUGUUGAAAAUCCUCAGUCUUAUACUUACACUGGGAGGAGUACUUUUAGUUCUUCUUCCAGAGGUUAUGGGUGUGAAAGAAUGGAAACAUUUUUCUCACUCUCAACUGACACUAGGUGUAGUUAUGACAAUUGUGGGAGCUAUGGGCGAUGCUAUUUUACUUGUGUGGACUCGUCGGCUCUCAAACCUGCCUUACUUAUCCGUUAACUUUUGGUGGGCCAUCAUCGGUGCUCUUUUGUGUUUGGUCAUCACCAUAGCAACAGACUCGCCACUUACAUGGCGGUGCGGAUGGGAUGGUGUUUUACUCUUAAGUUUAUCUAUUCUAGACUUAAUUGCAGUGAUUACAACAGUUCUGGCGUUGAAAUGCAUCGACUCUGGAAAUGUAUCCAUAGUAUUUACAACGGAAAUUAUUUUUUCUAUACUCUUACAAAAAUUUGCACAACGUGAAGCACCAAGUUUUUUGAUUAUUACAGGAGCUGUCCUCAUUAUAAUAGCAGUAACAAUUACAACACCACAUGCUGAAAAAGCUCUUACACUUGCCAAGGAAUACUGGCAAAAAAUCGAUUUCUAUCCAACUCCUCGGAAUCGGAAAUUAACAUGUGAAACAGAGAUGGAGAAACUGAUUAAUGAAGUGUUUUGAGUAUACAGUUGUUCCCCG